GACUCCACCCUUGCCUUCACCGCGACCAGGACAGUGCUCCCGUCCCCAAAGACAAACAAACAGGGCAAGCAGCAAGCACACGCCUCUCCCUCCUCGCCCUGCCUAGCUGCAUUCCCCCACACCUCCCCUCGACACAGACAAGCCAAUCUAGCAAAGCACACAGCUGAAGCAGACAACACUCGUCGGAGGAGGAGAUCCAGUAGCACCAAAUAAUGGGGAGGGCUCCGUGCUGCGAGAAGAUGGGGCUCAAGAAGGGGCCAUGGACGCCCGAGGAGGACAAGAUCCUGGUCAACCACAUCCAGAGCUUCGGCCACAGCAACUGGCGCGCGCUGCCCAAGCAAGCCGGGCUGCUGCGGUGCGGCAAGAGCUGCCGGCUCCGGUGGAUCAACUACCUGCGCCCGGACAUCAAGCGCGGCAACUUCAGCAAGGAGGAAGAGGACGCCAUCAUCACCCUCCACGAGCAGCUCGGCAACAGGUGGUCCGCGAUCGCCGCCAGGCUGCCCGGGCGGACGGACAACGAGAUCAAGAACGUCUGGCACACGCACCUCAAGAAGCGGCUGGAGCCCACCACCAAGCCGGAGGAGCAGCACGGGGCGCAGGCAGGUGGCGCCGGCAAGAAGCACAGGCCCAAGCGCGGGGCCGCCAAGAAGACGACGGCCGACGACGUCGCCGUCGUCCCAGCUACCACCGCGCCGGUGUCGCCUGAACGGUCGCCGGCCUCGUCGUCGGUGACCGAGUCGUCGUCCAUGACGGAGCAGGAGCAGGAGCAGGGCAACACGGGGAGCUCGGCCGGCGGGUUCCCCAUCAAGGAGGAGAGCUUCACCUCCUCCGCCUCGGACGCCGAGGAGUUCCAGUUCGACGACACCUUCUGGUCGGAGACGCUGUCCAUGCCGCUCGAGAGCUUCGACGUCCCCAUGGAGCCCUACGACGCGUUGGGCGCGUCGUCGGUUGGCGCCGACGGCGACUUGGACUACUGGCUCGGAGUGUUCAUGGAGUCCGGCGACGUGCACCAAGAAUUGCCGCAGAUUUAGACCGCGCGCGCGAGAGGAAUUUUCAGUUCCUUGGCUAAUUGAUUCAUGGUUCUUUUCCUCUCCCUCUGCACACGUCUUGCAUCGGAGGGGACAUAGCCAAUUAACAGAGGAGGGAGAGAGAGAGAGUCUCCACGACGAAAUUAGGCAGAAAUUAAACAACGCGAGAAGAUAUCUAUCUUGUUUGCCCUCUUGUAUAUAAAGAUCGAUCGACAAGAUAUCGGUGAUCGAAGCCUAUGCUAUGCAAUCCAUCUGAGAAGAAUUCUUUUGCAGCUGUGCAUGCAGAUUUCGAUGUACAGUAGUGAAGGAUCACAAGAAAUGGACUCGGGCUCUUGCAAUUUCUUGAUUCA
Sorghum bicolor (sorghum) is the source of this 1378-nucleotide messenger RNA. Its product is annotated as transcription factor MYB4. The record is from RefSeq and is a predicted model, not a curated record. Bases 213 to 1031 code for a protein of 272 amino acids. Lineage: Eukaryota; Viridiplantae; Streptophyta; Magnoliopsida; Poales; Poaceae. The transcript is spliced from 3 exons.